UUGAUAUAUCUUUUAGUUAUUUUAUAUUUCCUCAUUAGCUUUUUUUUAUUCCGUUGAACCUGUUGAAUUGUAAUAGUACUUUUAUUUAAUUGAAUUUUCAGAUUAUUACACAUGCAUAAGUUUUAUUCCGAAAUUGUAAUCGAAGCUAUUAUUUUAGACGGACCUUAAUAUUUAACCUUUAACCCGGAAGUCCAUUUUUAUAAACAUCAGAGACGUAGAUCUAAUUUUUUAACAAGAUGACAGAAGUUGUCAAAGAAAUGAAAGCUGAAGCUUUACCACAUUUUAUGGAGCUCUCAGAUGCUGGCCAGUUUUCACUUGGAGCUCUGUGUGCAAUUUCACUUAAGAUGCUAUUUGAAGAAGACUUCAAUGAUCAGUUUAAAAAGAAUACUUUGUCCAUGAUUUUACAAUACAUGAAACAACCAGAACAGGUUGAAGAAGCUAUAAAAGCUAUAUUAGAUGGUCAGGGUAUUGACGAUUCUGAUCCAUAUGUAGAUAUUCUACUAAAAGAGGAGAUCCUUCCUAAAACCAAAAGUGCUGAACCGUUAGUGACAGACUUCAUUACCAUGGCAAUCCAGAAAGGCAACUAUGAUGCUAGAUUUCGUGUUUUAAUUAAACAUGUGUCAUGGCAACUACGUGUUACAUGGGAUACAAUGGAGGAAAUUGAAGGAAGCCUUGCUGAGAUACUAGAAGCUGAACAGUAUGAGGUGUCAGAAGAUGAAGCAAAGGAAAAAGCAAAGAAAGCACGAAAUAGUAAAUUUAAACGCUAUGCUCUCAUUGGCUUGGCUACAAUUGGUGGAGGAACUAUUAUAGGAUUAACAGGAGGAUUAGCAGCUCCACUUGUAGCUGCUGGUGCUGGUGCUAUUAUUGGUGGUGCUGGAGCAGCAGCACUAGGUACAACAGCAGGUGUAGCUGUCAUUGGUUCCUUAUUUGGUGUGGCUGGAGCAGGACUUGCAGGUCAUAAGAUGAAAAGACGAGUUGGUGCUAUAGAAGAAUUCAUGUUUGAACCAUUAAUAUGUGGUCACGCUUUACAAACAACCGGUGUAUCUAAACAACUUCAUAUAACUAUAGCCGUUACUGGUUGGCUCACAUCAAAAGUUCAAGAUUUUCGACAACCUUGGCCAUCACUAGCAGAAUCAAGGGAACAAUACAGUUUAAAAUGGGAAUCAAAAUAUUUGUUGGAGCUAGGAAAAUCUUUUGAAUAUAUAACGAGUAUAGCUGUUUCUAUGGCAGCACAAGAAGCCUUAAAAUUUACUGUUCUUUCAGGUAUAUUAGCAGCUAUAGCAUGGCCAGCAGCUCUUGUAUCAGCUGCUAAUGUUAUAGACAAUCCAUGGAGUGUUUGUUUAAACAGAUCUAAUGCUGCUGGUAAACAAUUAGCAGAAGUUUUGUUGUCAAGGGAACAGGGUAAAAGGCCGGUAACUUUGAUUGGUUAUAGUCUGGGUGCUAGAGUUAUCUUCUCUUGUUUAGAAGAAUUGGCUAAAAGAAAGGGUAGUGAGGGUAUUGUAGAAGAUGUUAUAUUACUGGGUGCACCAGUAUCUGGUGAUCCUAAAUACUGGCAGGUCUUGACAAAAGUCGUAGCUGGUAAAAUUGUUAAUGGAUAUUGCAGGGGAGAUUGGCUGCUCAAGUUUCUAUACAGAACUUCAUCAGUACAGCUUCGUAUAGCUGGACUUCGUCCAGUGAAGUGGGAGAAUCGUAGAAUGCACAAUAUAGAUCUCAGUGAUGUGGUGAGUGGGCACAUGGACUAUCAGAAUCAGCUGACAACUAUUAUGAAAGCUGUUGGUGUUCGAACAAGAGAUGAAAUAAGUAUGCCUAAAAAAACACAGAGUGCUCCUGUCACACCUAGCAGCAGCAAGCAUCUUUUACAGGAUCCCAAAUCACAAUCACAGAGUGCCCCAGUUUCAAGAAGCACCACAGUUCAAAAUAUUAACCUUGCAUCAAUUUCUGAACAAGGACAUUCAGUGCCAGGAACUAAGGAACCAAAGACUGAAGAAUCGAAAGGAUCACCAUCUACAUUUAAAAGUAAAGAAGAUGUAUUAAAUGAAUUGUCUAGAAGUAUUUCUAAUGAAUCAUAUGCUGGUACUUAUCAUACUGAAGAUAAAUCACAGAGAGAAUCGGUCGAUAAAGAGACAGUAGUUGAUGAUAUUGCUAUCAAGGAAGGUGUUAAAUCUCUCCGUCUAGAUGAACAAAAAUAGUUAGAUGUAUCAAGAAUUGUUCAAUAUCAAAAUACAAUUAUAUCCCUCCAUUAAUGCUCCUUUUAAGUUUUAAACAACUUUGCUAAGAUGUAAUUUAUGGUCAGAUAUUUAUUUGACAGGCUCAUUUCCAUUAACUAAACAUGCAUUAUGCAAGAGCCAAAUCUUAUUGCAUGUCUUUUAUCUAGCUUCAAAUGUUAUAUAAAGUAUUAUUUAGACAUUUAUUCACACAAUAAGCCCAUAAUCAAUUCUCUAGGCCAUUGGAUGGCUUGUAUUUUUAAUGGAUUAGAAUAUCUUUGCUAUUUAAUAAUUGAACAAUAAGAUGAAUAAUCAUGACUUUGUUUAUUAUCGUAGCAUUCUACACUAUCCUUGUCAAAACUUCAAACAUUCACAGCUUCGCUCAGAAUAAAAUAAAGUAAAUUGACUGAAAUUUCCAAUAUAAUGCAUCUUUAACAGGUUAAUGUCUAUUAAUUAAUUAAUUAAUAUAUUUGCUUGAGUGCUCAAGCUUAUUAUUAAUGUUUUGGUUAAUAAUAGCAAUUAAAACUUUGUUGUUAUUCUCUUAUUAAUUGUUAAUAUUUUAUUUGUUAAUUAUAUUACUAUGAAUGUGAUCUUAACAGUAUUUUGUACAUACUAACUUUUAUGUAAAUAUAUAUAUUUUACUCAUGUAUUGUAAAUUUCGUACUAUACAUGCAAUAAUUGUUGAAAUUAUAUCUGAAGAGCUAUGUUUCCAAAUUUCAUGCCUUAAUUGAGUGGAACUGUUAAACAGGAUGUUUUUUUGAUAGUAUAUAAGGUGAAAUAAUUAAAUUAUGUAUCAAUAUUUCAAUGAUUUUAAAACAAUAUUACAUUUGUGCUUUUAAAAAGUAGGCCUACUAUUUGACUUAAAGCCACUGAUUAUUAUUUUUCACACAAAAUCUAAUUUAUCAAAAUGUACUCAAAUCAGCUUAAACCAUGCUCAAAUAUACUGAAAUUAAUUAUUUAAAAUUAAAUUACUAAAAUAAAAUCAAAAUAUGAAAUGUUAAAUAAUCUCAGGGUGUUGAUUCAACCAGAUUAAAGAGAUUUUGGUGAAGAUUACCAGUAUAGGUGAUGCUGACUUGUGCUGACAAUAUCACGUUUAUGUAGUCUGCAGAGGAUGCUGAAUGUUGACGCAUUUACAGUUCACCAAUCUCUCAACUAUGUAAACAGUGAAUGACAUUGAACCAUUUUGACUAAUAUUAAUUUUAGAGAUUCAACUGUCACAAUAUUGUAGUUUGCAAGGGAUUAGUAAUCCCUCAAAUGCCAAUCAGAGACAUUAAGCAGGAAAGGAUAAAGAAAUAAAAAUAAAUUGUACAUUAACAUAAACGUACUGUAUACAUCAAUCUGAUUGAAACACAGAUCCAAUUUCAUUUUGUUUUUAUAGUUCAAAAUUUCGAUUUUACUUGUCUUUACUACACUUGGAUCUGGAAGCGUUGUUAUUUAACUCGUGUUCUGCUAGAAAUGUGGGGUCAACCAAUCAAAUGGUCUGUCGAAUUGAGCGUUUGACCUUUUUUUGCGCGGAACUGUGGGUAGACAUUAGCAUCAAUAGAAAUCAAAACAAAGCAAAAGUAGAUAAAAAAUACUUGGCGGUCGCUAAUUGGUUAAUCGAAUGACUGACGUAAUCGGGUCAAAUGUCGCUUGCUUGGUACCUGACGUCAUAGAACGUGAACUCCCACUAUAACUUGUUAGAUCUACAUGUAGUGUAGGCCAUCGAAAGUAUAAAAAACAAAACGAAAUAUAGAUCUAUCUUUUAAUUAGAUUGUGUAUACAUUUUCUAGAAUUAGUCUAGCAUUGUAUAAUUAUUUUUUCUGAGAAUAGCAUUUUUUUAUAUUUGAGGUGCUUUAAAAUCAGUUUUACCCAAAUGCCAGUUUUUAUUUUUUACUAUGAAUUAAAUAAUUUUGAAUAAUAUAUAUAUAUUUCAAUCUAUUUUCAUAAAACACCUUACAAUUCAAUUUCUUUUUAUAUGAUUGAUCAGGGAGAAACCUGUUGCUAGCCAUCAGGAUAUACUGAACAGAAAACUUAAUAUAAAGAAGGAUCAUUACAGGGACCAAUAGGGUUAUAAUAUAUUUUUAUUGAAUUUUGUUAUUGAAUUAGGAUUUUUUUUAAUAUCAAAUUUUACGUUUUAGAAUAUAUAAUAUGUAUAUAUAUUUAUGUCCAUGAAAAUUUGAAAUCAGACCACCUGUUAUUAGAAUAACUCAAAUUUGUUUUCAGACCAGUGUUUUUCCUUCUUCCAAUAAGUAAGUCAUGCAUAUAUGUACCCUGUAUAUCUUUAGCAAUAACAUAACUGUAAAAUGUAUAUUGCCUUAAUUGCUUGCCUUUUUGUGUGUACUGUUUUCUUUAAUUCCCCUUAUAUUAACAUACAAAUUUUUUUUGUCAUAUACCUAAAAAGAAAACUAAACACAAUAUCUAUUGUAAUAUGGACUAUGAUUUAAACUUUGGGAAAUGUAAAUCCAUGUUCCAUUAAGCACUAACAUGACAGAUACCAGUAGAUGCAAAUAUACUAUUAAAAAAAAGUAGGGGAUAUUUGAUUUUUAAGUGUUAUUAAAGUCACCUAAUGAAACUGACGAAGAAACAAAUGACAAAAUGAAAUGAAGUUCACAUUCAUCGAUUUAUUCCAAAUGAUCGUUAGACUAAGUAAGGCACAGACUGACCAUUAUAAGGGUAAAAUGAUACCCGGGGUCAAACAGCAAAGUUACCACAGCAUCACAACCAAGUCAGUAACGGGUAAAUCCUCCUCUGUUUGUCAAACAAGCAUUGAUCCGACGUGGCAUACUCCUAAUGAGACGUCUAAGGUCAUUUUGGUCCAGAUUGUCCCAUUCCUGUUGCAACGCAGCAGCAAGUUCUUGGACAUUGGCAGGACGUAGUUGACGUUGACGUAACCUCUGUCCAAGCAUGUCCCAGACAUGCUCGAUGGGGGAGAGGUCGGGACUCAGUGCUGGCCAAGGUAAUGUGGUGAUGUUCUGUUGUUGGAGGUAACCUGUAACGAUCCUGGCCCUGCGACAUCUUGCGUUGUCAUCCUGGAAGAUGAAACGGCGGCCAUGACGUCGUGCGAACGGCACAACAUGGACUGCCAAGAUGUUGUCCCGGUAGUACUGGCCUGUAACACGCCCUGCAACAACAUGUAAAGCCGUUCUUCCAGCAACAGUGAUGCCUCCCCACACCAUAACAGAACCACCCCCAAAUCGAUCAUGUCUGAUGACGUUAACGUCUUGGAAGCGCUCGUUUCGACGACGCCACACCCUCCUACGUCUGUCCAAAAAAUCAACAGUGAACCUUGAGCAACAUCACAUUGCUCCAGCGUCGAUUAUCCCAGUGUUGACGAUCCCUACACCAACGACGUCUUGCCUGAAUGUGAUGACCUCUCAAACAAGGGAUCACGCGAGGACGUCGGGCGCGAAGGUGACCCCUAUGCAGUCAAUUCCGAAUCGUCUGGCCACUCACUCUCACACCAGUGUCUGUUUGAAGACGAGCGCUGAUCUGAUUUGCUGUGAUGACACGAUUUCUCAAGGCCAAGGUACGGAUAAAUCGAUCCUGGGCUUGAGUUGUCGCCCUUGGUCGACCUGAGCGUGGUCUGUCCUGUACAGAUUGUGUAUCACGGUAUCUGGACUAUAGCCUGCUUAUGACAGACUGAGAAACAUUCAUCGUCCGCGCCACAACCGCCUGUGUUGUGCCGAUCUGUAGCAUGCCAAGGGCACGUAACCUUUCAUUUUGGGUAAGCCGACGCAUAUCAAAAUUUGUUUUCUGGUCACUAAAACAAUUAAACUGAUGUUUCCACCCUGGAAUUCAAUGCCACAAUGACUGUAACAUUCAAAGUCAGAGUCGUGCAAAUCUUGGGUUGGACCCCCAUGAUGAUCCCAAGCAUCACCUGCAUUCCAUGCGGUAGCUAUUGGUGCGUUUGGGCGUCACAUGUAACUGGAAAUGUUUCUUCUGUUAGGUUCUAUAGUGACUUUUUUCGUAGUCAUUUGCAUAUUUUAGUAUUAUGCCCCCAAAAUCAAAUAUCCCCUACUUUUUUUGAAUAGUAUAUUUUGGGGUCGCAACAUCGAGCAAUUAAGGAAUUGGACUCUUUAACUAGAAUAUCCUGUGGUCAGAAUUUUUCUGGCCUAUUUAUUUCCCACUUGUUAGCAGUAGCACCCGCAGGGCUGACAAAUAAAAUGUUUGGAUAGGACGAAAAACUCAGAUCAACCUGUGCAUCAUACCUAAAAGAACACUUGAUAUCUGGAAUAUGCCUGACCAUAAAUAUAAACAAGCAGUUGCCAGGCAAGAUACACCCACAUUGUGCAAGAGAUGGAUAGAAAAAACAAGCUAAAAAAAAACAAACGUGAUUUUUCGUACAAUCAGGGGCCAUAUUCCAGUAAAUAAUGGUCUGAAAUGAUCGAAUAUUGAAAGAAACUGAGAUCGUUAAGAUAUAAACAUAUAUUUUAAGUUUCAUCAAAAUCGGACAAAAAUUGUGACCUCUAGAGGUUCCACAACCUUGGUAUUACAUACUUUUACACUAUUUGCUUCAUUCAAGGAGAGGCCAUUUUGUUGGACAGUUUCUGUCCGAUUUUUAUACGCCCACAUGGAACGCUCUUAUGCCAAAAGUUAGCAUCCGAUCUUUCUGAAAUUAAUAUGCAUUUCAGCAAUUUCCGUUCAUUACGUCUAGACGAUGGCCCUUGUUUCACUUUAUUGAACCUUGUGAACUAACGCUUAAAGUUAUCAUCCGAUCUUUGUGAAAUUUAUAUGUAUUAUUUAAAUUAGUGAAACCAUGAAGCCCAUUGAAUUUUAGCAAUUUACAAUAAUUACUUCUAGAGUUAUGGCCCUUGUUUCACUUUGUUAUCAUCCGAUAUGUAUGAAAUUUAUAUGCAUCAUUUAAAUUUGUGAAACGGAGGUCUAUUGAAUUUCAGCAAUUUCCGUUAAUACUUUCUAGAGCCAUGGCCCUUGUUUUACUUUGUGAACCAUGUGAACGAUCAAAUGACAAGUGAUCAUCCGAUCUGUAUGAAAUUUAUAUGCAUUAUUUAAAUUAGUAAAAUGAAAAAUCCUGUCAAAUUUCAACAAUUUUUGUAGACUACUUCCAGAGGGGAGGCCAUUGUUUCAGUUUGUAGAACCUUGUGAACCCUCAAACGACAAAAGUUAUAAACUGAUCUGUAUGGAACUGUCUUGUAAAGGCCCCCAAUUACCUACAAAGGAAUAAAUAUGCGACAACCCUUGUCGACUGCUCAAAAGAUUUACAGCUGCUGUGGGCGUAUGUUUCAUUGCCUUGCAACCUAUCUUUAUGAAUUUUGAACUCGACCAUCAUCAGGGUGUAACGAUGGUAUAUUUAAAUGUUUUGUUAUACGCCCACAUUGAAAUGUGGUUGUAUAAAUAUUGUCAUAGCAACCGUCUGUCGGUCCGGCGUCCACAAUUGCUUGUGGAUGCUCUAGAGGCUAGUUAAUAUUCGACUGACUUUAAAUUUAUACACAUUAUUUAAGGUCAUGAGACAAAGAAAGAAGCCUAUGGAUUUUCAACAAUUUCCGAUUACUGUCAGAGUUAUGGCCCUUGAUCACUUUGAAAAAUCUUGUGGACGCUCUGGAGACCAAAGUUAAUAUCCGAUUGACAUUAAAUUUAUACACAGUGUUUAUGGUCAUCAGACGAAGAAACCUAUUGAUUUUCAACAAUUUCCAAUAAUUACUGCCUGAGUUAUCGCAGUGUAACGGUGAUAUAUUGAAAUGUUUUUCUAAAUCGGAUCAAAAUUGUGACCUCUAGUGGGACCACAAGCUAAAAACACGAUUUUUCUACAAUCAGGGACCAUAAUUCAGGAAGUUACAAUCCUAUAUUUGCAAAUAUUGAAAGUAACCAAGAUCUUUGGGUUACAAACGUAUGCAUUCCAAGUUUCAUCAAUUCAAAAUCAGAUGAAAAUUGUGACCUCUAGAGUGUACACAAGCUAAAAAUGUGAUUUUUCGUACAAUCGGGGGCCAUGAUCAAUGAAGUUGAUCCGAUAAUUGCCAAUAUCAAAAGAAAAAAAAAAAUUUGGGGGGGAUAAACCUAUAUUUCAAGUUCCGUCAAAUUCAUCUAAGAAUUGUGACGUAGAGUGUCCACAAACAAAUUGUGGAUGGACGGACAGGGGCGACAACAAUAUACAUCCACAUGAAAAUGUGGCGGUAUACAAAUGUGUUAUAUUUUACUUUAAGAACUGGGGGAUCAUGGCUUUGGUAUACUCAGCACUUAAAAUAAAUCAACUCUGUACCAGAAUGUCUUGGGUAAAAUUACUAAAUUUUAUUCUGGCAUGUUCAGGCUUUAAAUGUAAUACAAAUUAUCCAUAUUUGAAAUUUAAUAUAUUAAUAAACAUUCUAUCCAUAAUAA
This is a messenger RNA of Patella vulgata (common limpet), 8516 nucleotides long. Its product is annotated as transmembrane and coiled-coil domain-containing protein 4. The transcript is spliced from 12 exons. Lineage: Eukaryota; Metazoa; Mollusca; Gastropoda; Patellidae. The record is from RefSeq and is a predicted model, not a curated record. Bases 237 to 2189 code for a protein of 650 amino acids.